Salarias fasciatus (jewelled blenny) is the source of this 4053-nucleotide messenger RNA. RefSeq names its product fatty acyl-CoA reductase 1-like. Gene Ontology annotation, biological process: long-chain fatty-acyl-CoA metabolic process. Gene Ontology annotation, cellular component: peroxisome. The transcript is spliced from 5 exons. The coding region runs from base 743 to 1342 and encodes 199 amino acids. Lineage: Eukaryota; Metazoa; Chordata; Actinopteri; Blenniiformes; Blenniidae. The record is from RefSeq and is a predicted model, not a curated record. Gene Ontology annotation, molecular function: alcohol-forming very long-chain fatty acyl-CoA reductase (NADP+) activity.
CCCUCCAGCCCCGCCGCUCCGCCGCCUCACUGCUGCCGUAGCGUAGUGGUCCGAGCUCUGAGGACCUGCCGCCCGCCGCCGCUCUGCCGCCGCCGCCGGAUCCUCUACCGUUCCACCGAGAUCUCUGGUUUGUGUUUAGAAAUCUGGCAACAGGCUGGUGGAUCCGUCUGCACCUCGGCGGUCUGCAGGGAUCCGCCGUGUUCAGUGUCUCAACGCCACCCUGCCAGAGCCAUUCCUCUUGUACCUUCACCAUUCCCCGGGAUCCCUCUGUACCCUCCACGAUCCCCCCAGGAUCCCUCUGCUAUGGAUCCUCCACAAUCCCCCAGGAUCCCUCUGGAUCCUCCACAAUCCCUCCAGGAUCCCUCUGGAUCCUCCACAAUCCCCCCGGGAUCCCUCUGGAUCCUCCACAAUCCCCCUGGAUCCUCCACAAUCCCCCCAGGAUCACUCUGGAUCCUACACGAUCCCCCCGGGAUCCCUCUGGAUCCUCCCCAAUCUGCUGGAAAUCCCUCUGGACCUGCACCCCCCCCACCCCCCACCCCCACCCCCCCCAGAUCCAUCUGGAUCCUCCACAAUCCCCAGGUAAUCCCUCUGGAUCCUCAUCAACCCCCCCAGGGAUCCCUCUGGAUCCUCCACAACCCCCCCGGGAUCCCUCUGGAUCCUCCACAAUCCCCCCGGGAUCCCUCUGGAUCCUGGUGGCAGACAGCAGCAUGACAGGCUCUGAUCAUCCUGAGAACCUUAAAGGAUGAACCACGAGUUCUGCAUUAACAUGAGCUUCAAGAACGUUCCGUUAGAACGCGCCUUCAGACGGCCCCACGUCACGCUGCGCUCCAGCCCCGCCCUGACCCGCUGCUGGACCGCCGUCGGCCACACGCUGCCCGCCCUGCUGUACGACGCCUACCUGAGGCUGACGGGCCGGCCCCCCCGGAUGAUGAAGACCAUCACUCGACUUCACAAAGCCAUGAUGGUUCUGGAGUACUUCACCAGCCACUCGUGGGCCUGGAGCACGGAGAACAUGUCUAUGCUGCAGAACCACAUGAGCCCUGAGGACAAGAAGGUCUUUAACUUCGACGUCCGCCAGCUGCACUGGGCCGAGUACAUGGAGGACUACUGCCUGGGGACCAAGAAGUACGUCCUGAACGAGGAGCUGUCGGGGCUUCCCGCUGCACGCAAGCACCUCAACAAGCUGAGGAACAUCCGCUACACCUUCAACACCGUCCUGGUGGUCCUGAUCUGGAGGGUCUUCAUCGCCCGCUCGCAGAUGGCCAGAAACAUCUGGUACUUCGUGGUGAACCUCUGCUUCAAGUUCCUGUCCUACUUCAGAGCCUCGUCCUCCAUGAGGUAACGAGGCGGCCUCGCCAGGCGGACGGAUCCCGGAACCAAAGAACCCUGACUGGCUGUGGAGGAGGAGGAGAGGAGGAGGAGAGGAGGAGGAGGAGAGGAGGAGGAGGAGAGGAGGAGGAGGAGCAGUCACACUCCAGACUGAAAGAAGCAACAGACAGAUUGAAAGAAGCGACGGACUGAAGCUGAGCUGAACAAGAUUCAUGUGACUUUCUGUUAGAACUGAACUAAAAUGAUCUGUUUCUCCACCUGCUGCGCCGAUGCUAGCUGAAGCUAACCGAGCUGAAGCUAAAGGAGCUGAUGCUAACUGAGCUGAAGCUAACUGAAGCUAACUGAGCUGAAGCUAACCGAGCUGAAGCUAACCGAGCUGAAGCUAAAGGAGCUGAAGCUAACUGAAACUAACUGAGCUAAAGCUAACUGAGCUGAAGCUAAAGGAACUGAUGCUAACUGAGCUGAAGCUAACUGAAACUAACUGAGCUAAAGCUAACUGAACUGAAGCUAACUGAAACUAACUGAGCUGAAGCUAAAGGAACUGAUGCUAACUGAGCUGAAGCUAACUGAAACUAACUGAGCUAAAGCUAACUGAGCUGAAGCUAACUGAAACUAACUGAGCUAAAGCUAACUGAGCCGACGCUAACUGAAACUAACUGAGCUGACGCUAACUGAGCUGAUCCCUACUGAAACUAACUGCUGAAGAUGACUGAAGCUAGCUGCGCUCAUGACUUGUGUGGAUGUGGAAAUCUUCCGCUGCUGGUUUGGGACGGCGGACGAUCACAGCGAGACCUGAAGAAGCUAAUAUGCUCAACAUGACUGUUUGUGUGUCAAACACAGAAUCACAUUUCUUCAUGAUUUAUUCUGUGAAAAUGUUUCUUGUUGGCAAUUUUUCAGUGAAAAUACUCUUCAGCCUUUUUACGUAGUUAGCUAUAGUAGCUAGCCGUGCUGAGGCUGCGCUAGCUGAUGAGCAGCUGGAAAUAUCCGAAAUAGAAGCUGCUUGUAGCUCAGAGAAGCUAACGUGACGUCAGCUUGACAGAACUGCUUAUUCACUUGGAAAAGUCUUUUCGUAACGGCGAAUGGUUUUAAAAACCGUGUGGAAGUCAAAACAGCCGAUCUGAAAAGCGAACAUGUCGCCUCUCAGUGUGACAGCGUUUUCACAACCACACUCAUGAAAUGACUGAAUCUGCCAGAAGAAAAUAUCUGAUGGAGAUGAGAAAGCCAAUCUUUAAAAAAUGAAAAAAAUAGCUGCACGGUUACAAACAGCUGUUACAGUUUGUAGAAUAGUUAGCUAGGGUGCUUUAGCAUAGCCUGUACAGAUGUUUCUGUAUGUGCAGAAGUGAUGAGUGUCGUCUGACCGUGACCAUCGUUUGCAAAUUGUGUUUGAGGAAUGACUUAAGUUUUUUAUUACAUAAGUACUUCGAACUGCAAAUCCACUGGUUCAACUCAGUUUCCAGCUACGUCAAUCGCUUGAGCUAACGGCUAACGACUCAGGGGCUAACGGUGCCGAGGCUAACGACUGAGGCUAACAACUGAGGCUAACAACUGAGGCCAAGGACUCAGGGGCUAAUGACUCGGAGGCCAACAGGUCCUGCAUGGUUUCAGUCAGUCCUUCAGGUCCUGGAUGGUUUCAGUCAGUCCUUCAGGUCCUGGAUGGUUUCAGUCAGUCCUUCAGGUCCUGGAUGGUUUCAGUCAGUCCUUCAGGUCCUGGAUGGUUUCAGUCCUUCAGGUCCUGAUUGGAAGUGGACCUGGUUCUUGUCCCGCUGGACUUGGACUCUGUACAGCUUUAAAACAUCAGGAAACGCUUCACCGCCGAGCCUCAACUGGGUUUUUCUGACUCUGUGUGUGUGUGUGUGUGUGUGUGUGUGUGUGUGUGUGUGUGUGUGUGUGUGUGUGUGUGUGUGUGUGUGUGUGUGUGUGUGUGUGUGUGUGUGUGUGUGUGUGUGUGGUCCUGUUUACUCCACAACUAUUUCAAGUGAAAACAAACUAUUUGCAUUUCAGGGUCCCAGUCCAUAUUCUCCUGGUACCAGUCUAAAUUCUCCCAGUCCUGGUUCUGGUGCCAGUCCAUGUCCUCCUGGCCCUGGACCUGGUCCUGGUUCUGGUCCCAGUCCCUCUAACUAGUGGAACACCAUGAGAACUACAUGGUUUCAUGGUUUGCUGUUGUUGCUGUGGAAACGCGAAACUUUCCAGAAACUAAACUGUUUCACUUGGAGCGUUGCCGUGGAAACAGACCCUUUAAACUUACUAGAACCAUUCCAAGAUCCCUGAGGGGGUCUUGGAAGGGGUCUUGGUGGUUUCUUGGUGUGGGCUUCAUGUUUCUGUGGUGAAGCUUUUGACCGGUUCUGCUUCAGUAGUUUAUUGACCGGUUCUGCUUCAGUAGUUUAUUGAUCCGUUCUGCUUCAGUAGUUUAUUGACCGGUUCUGACUGAUGGACUCUCUGCCUCAUUUCUGGACAUUGUCUUGGUCUUCUUGACCGUGUUUCAGGUUCUUCGCUGUCUUUUCACUCCUGCAGACUGAGUUCCGUCUCCACACAGCGAGACCUUCGGGUUCCAGACUGUUCUGAGGGUUUGGGUCUCUGGGAUUUGGCGGACAGGAGGAUCCGGAACACUGUGGUUCUCAUUGUUUCGGGGUUCUGGGGUUCUCUAGACUGAACAAACUUAACGACGUGUUUGGUGUCAGGAUUUCGUGUUUGAGUGUGAACAAAUAAAAGUUCCUGGUCUCUGGU